AUGAAUAGAAUUGUUCUGAAUCGUUGUCGGUGCUUAAAAAAUACAACUUUACUAUGGGAGAACAGAAAGUAUCAAAACUUUCCAUAUAUUACUCUUUCAAGGUCAUUAUCCUAUUACACAACUCAACCCAUUGGAUUGCAGCAUGAUAUAAGUCAGAAACCUUUCAAUAGAAAAGUAUUCUAUCCUGCUUAUGUAAGAACAAUAUCAACAAGUAAGAAUAACUAUGAGAAAGAGCCCUUGAAGCCAUCAUCUAAAGUUGAGGCGACUGUAGAAUCGAUCAAAAAGGAAAUUGAAGAAAAAGAAAAAUUACCAAAAAAGGAGGAAAAGAAAAAAAGUAUAAAAGAGAGAAUUAUGGAUGAGCUGCGACAUUAUUAUCAUGGUUUUAGGCUACUUUUUAUAGAAGUAAGAAUUUCUACCUCUUUAUUAUUCCAAAUCUUAAAAGGUCAUACACUAACUCGAAGAGAGCACAGAUUACUGGUCACAACAAUUGGUGACUUGUUUAGAAUGGUGCCAUUUAUUGUAUUUAUAGCUGUACCAUUCUUGGAGUUUGCAUUACCUCUUUUCGUAAAAUUGUUUCCAAAUAUGUUGCCAUCCACAUUUGAAAGCAGAAGUCAAACGGAAGCAAAGUUAAAACAGCAUUUAAAAGUUAAAUUGGAAAUGGCAAAGUUUUUCCAAGAAACAUUGGACCAAAUGGCACCACAAGCUAGUGAUAGACAUUCUCAACUUGCCAAAGAAUUUUCAUCUUUCUUUAACAAAGUCCGAACUUCUGGUGAUGUAGCAACAAGUGACGAAAUUAUGAAAUUCUCUAAACUGUUUGAAGAUGAUAUUACAUUAGACUCUCUACAAAGACCACAUUUAGUUGCAUUGUGUAAAGUGUUGAAUGUGUCUACAAUUGGUACCGGUGCAAUAUUGAGGUUUAAUUUGAAAAUGAAAUUGAGAUCACUAGCUGCAGACGAUAAGAUGAUCGCAAAGGAAGGUGUUGAUAGUUUGAACUUCAGUGAGUUACAGCAGGCUUGUCGCGCAAGAGGUAUGAGGGCAUAUGGUGUGUCUGAGGAGAGGUUAAGGAAGGAAUUGAGGAAUUGGUUAGAUUUGUCAUUAAAUGAGAAGGUGCCUCCGUCUUUGUUACUGUUAUCGAGAGCUUUGAUGGUGCCAGAACAUGUGCCUACAACAUACAAGUUGAAAGCAACUAUUUCUGCGUUACCUGAGCAAGUUGCUACACAGACUAAGGCUGCCAUUGGAGAGAAAGAGGGCAAACUCGAUUUUAAGGUCAAAGCUGAUGCGAUUAAAUUAGAAGAAUUGAGGAUUAAAGAAGAGAAGAAGGAAAUGCAAGAAGCAGAAAUGGAGAAGCAGAUGCUUGAUGCGAAGAAGAGGGAAAAGGAAGAGUUGAAGGAUAAAGCACCAAUAUUGGAUGAAGAAUCUACACCCAUCAUGGUGGACCCUGCACCAAUAUUAGCAGUCGAUCCUCCCAAACCAAAGACUGACGAAGGACUGUCGGGCAAAGAUAUUGAUGUGAUCGAGGAUGCUUUAGAAAAAUUAGCUGAGCAAAAGAAAUCACUACUCUUGGAGAAGGAAAGUAUUCAAGAAAUAAAAGCAGAGCUGUUGGACUAUAGCGAGGAUGUGAAGGAGAUGGAUGAGAUCGUGAAGACGAAACAGGCAGACAUCAAACUAACUAAGGGUGCUAGAAGACUGUACCGCGCAGUGAACAACAUGAUAAGUAAACUCGACUCCGUUCUAGUAGAACUCGAAAGUAAGGAGAAAGCUCUCAAGACCACUCUCGAACAAACAAAAACCGAACCCGAAAAGGCGAAGGAACAUUUGAUCCAAAUCGAUGAACUGAUGCAUUCCAUUAAGAGUCUACAGAAAGUUCCAGAUGAGGCGAAGUUGAAGCUCAUACAAGAUGUGCUCGGCCGAUUGGAUGACGACUUUGACGGACAGUUGAAAAUUGAUGAUGUUUUGAAGAUGCUUGAAAUCGUAGGCAAUGAGAACGUGAACCUCUCAGAGAAGCAAAUGGCAGAACUCAUCGACCUACUGGACAAAGAAGAGAUACUAGAGGUGGAAAGCAAAAUACAGAAGGCUUUGGAUAAAGCGGCCAAGGAACAGGAUAAAACUGGUGAACCCGAUGGAAAGAGUUUAUACGAUCUCAUCAGAGAAGCACAGAAGCGUAGAGAGAUGAAGAAGGCGGUGGAGAAGUUUGCAGAACAAAGAAAUAUGCCCAAAAGUGAAGAUAUCGUCACUAAAUCAGAAGAUUCAAGUACUAAACGACCAGAAAGCCAU
Molecule: messenger RNA, 2274 nt
Organism: Brenthis ino (lesser marbled fritillary)
Lineage: Eukaryota; Metazoa; Arthropoda; Insecta; Lepidoptera; Nymphalidae
Source: the annotation of a GenBank genome assembly